CACCGAGGAGGCUUGGCCGAGUGAACCAGGACCUACGAAGAGUGACGAACUGAGCGCGUUCGCAGAAAUCACGAAGCCCAAGAUUGAACCAACGAUAACGAGAGCUUUAGCCAAUGUUACGAUCACCCCACCUAACGUAGAAGCCAUCAUGGAUUGCAACCGGUACAGUACCAAAGAGCAACUUUUACGAGUAACAGCGUUAUUAAAGAUAUUCGGUGACAAAACGAGGAGACAGCCAGUGUCAAUUGAAGUAACUGCGAAUGAACUAAGAGCAGCUGAAAAACUUUGGGUGAAUACCAUACAGGCAAGCAAUUUCGAAGACGAAAGGUCAUAUCUCCAAGGAGUUUCGAAGAAAGAACCGCUGCUCGUAAGACAGUUGGAUUUAUUCUUGGACGAAGAAGGUACGAUUCGAUGCCAAGGUCGAAUAGAUAAAUCAUCAUUACCCAUGACGACAAAGCGGCCAAUACUUCUUCCUGCACGACAUUUCUAUACGCAACUUGUAAUUCGCAACUGUCACGAAGUCGUCCAUCACAACGGUGUCAAAGAAACAUUGAACUGCAUUCGCGAAGUAUAUUGGAUUCCAAGAGGUCGAGAAGCCGUUAAACGUGUAAUUGGAGUAUGUGUUACAUGUAGAAAACACGAAGGGAAGCCAUACGGUACACCAAAGUUCGCCCAGCUACCAUCAUGUAGAGUAAGCGAUGAUCCACCUUUUGCUCACACCGGCAUGGACUUCGCUGGACCACUAUAUUUAACGACCGAAGGUGAAGAUGAUAAAGAACGAAAGUUGCAAAAGGCGUACAUUUGUCUCUAUACCUGCGCGUCAACAAGAGCGUUACACCUUGAACUUGUGCCAAAUUUAUCAGUGUCUACAUUCUUACAAUCAUUUAGAAGAUUCACCGCUCGAAGAGGAUUACCGACAAAGUUACUAUCGGAUAACGCGAAAACGUUUAAAGCGGCUGCAAAAGAAGUCAAGGGAAUUACGAGAUCUAUGGAAGUUCAGCGGUAUUUGGCGAACAAAGGAAUCACGUGGGAGUUCAUCGUGGAAAAGGCACCCUGGCAAGGGGGUUUCUGGGAAAGAAUGGUGAAAUGUGUCAAACGCUGUCUGAAAAAGGCGGUGGGUCGAGCAUCAUUAUCGUUUGAAGAAAUGCGCACAUUAUUGAUUGAGAUUGAAGCUACGCUGAACAAUCGACCUAUGACUUACGUAUACGAUGAUGAAGAAGGCGUGUCUUAUCCGUUAACACCUGCAUCGUUGAUCUAUGGUCGAAACAUCGCUACAACGCCAAACGAUAAGCAAUUCGAAGUGAUCAGUACAAAUCAAUCCCUAACUCGACGGCAGAAGUAUCACAAAAGGCUUUUAAACCAGUUUGCGAAGCAAUGGAGAACGGAGUAUCUCACUAGUUUAAGAGAGUCAUCAAGGUCAAAGGUUUCGUCGGAUGCGGCUCGUAAGCUGGCGAUAGAAGAAGGAGAGAUCGUAGUUUUAAAGAACGACAAGUCAUCACGAUCAUUUUGGAAGGUAGCUAGGGUGGAGGAAUUACUCCCCAGUAAAGACGGUGUUAUUAGAGCGGCAAAGGUACGCGUAGUUAAUCAAGAGAAUGGAAAAUCAACAUGGUUACGAAGACCCAUACAACACCUUGUUCCUCUAGAAAUACGGUCGAGUUGCAAACAGAAGAACGAAACGCACGCGAGGGAUCCUACGACGGAAGAGACGAAAGAGGAUGCCUCUUCAAAGGAACCGCUGAAGGCGAACGCAAGGAGUACAGUUGUUACUAAAUACUUCCUACGAAGUCAGAACAAUCGUAAAGAUACUGUGUGACACAAUAACGUGAUUUAAGUUUAUUAAUAGUUAUAUUAGUACAAACAUUAACCCUCGGGAGUGUAGCGAACGGUUCAGGUUUAUAUUAACAUUAUAAAUGAUAGUAAUGACGUAGAGACAACGCGCCAAUCAGAAGCUAGUGUGGCACGCCCACAACCCGCCUUCUUUUUAGAGUUCACGCCUGCAGACAUGGCGAAAAUAUAACAAAGCUAGCGCCAGUGCCGAACCGGCUGUUUUAUUGUGAUAUGUGGUUAAAUGUUAUUAAAUAUAUAGUAAAAUUGAACGUUGUUUACAUAUAGUGAGGUCUGAAAACCUUUCCAUAUCAGUUUUUAUAUACAGUUUUAUAUUCUUAAUUUGCAGGGAAACAAGUAUCUUGUAAAAUGGAAGGGCUACAGCUCUUUUGAGAAUACCUGGGAACCAGAGGAACACAUAUCUGCGGCUUGUUUAAGGUAUAUACAAUUGAAUAUUUUAAGGUGUGCAAUAUCAGUACUUAAAUGUUUCCCUCUCCCCCUUUUAAUUUUGAAAGAGAACAUAUAUUUUCGUCGCCUUGUUUAUCUUACUUUUUGUGUAUGUAUCGGUGCAAGUGCGAAGCACUGUAGGCUUUCUGUAUAACCCAUACUGCAAUAUAUCCAACCUAAAAAUUCUGAAACACUUUUUAACCAUAUUUAAUACUCUGCAUGCUAGGUAUUUUGAGAAGCCAAAGCCAUUGCAAGAUGUUAUACAAGAUUGUGUUGAUAAUUUAAGAAGAGAAGUUUUGGAUGCCCUCCGACACAAGGGACCGAUGCCGAGAAUUUGUGUGCCGUUUCGCCAUGAUGUUUUUCACUUUUUUUUUGAUGGGCUUGGCAGAGUUGCAGAACAAAAGCAGUGGACAUUAUACAAUGUUAAAGAUUUUGUACGAUGUCAGCUACCCAAUAGCUGGAGUUACUUUUUCAACCGUCUCGGGGAUGGAGUAAAGAUCAGGUUCCCAGUCAAAAUGAGGACUUUUCUAGGUCGCUCUGCAAAGAACGUCACACAGAGUGGCGAACAAAUUCCUCAAUGCUAUGUUGAGAAGCUAACUUUUAAUUUUAUAAAA
This is a messenger RNA of Paramuricea clavata, 2885 nucleotides long. The record is from the annotation of a GenBank genome assembly. NCBI's taxonomy places the organism in Eukaryota, Metazoa, Cnidaria, Anthozoa, Malacalcyonacea, Plexauridae.